This is a messenger RNA of Strigops habroptila (Kakapo), 3486 nucleotides long. RefSeq names its product membrane associated ring-CH-type finger 5 (gene MARCHF5). Lineage: Eukaryota; Metazoa; Chordata; Aves; Psittaciformes; Psittacidae. The transcript has 6 exons. The record is from RefSeq and is a predicted model, not a curated record. Gene Ontology annotation, molecular function: zinc ion binding. The coding region runs from base 438 to 1283 and encodes 281 amino acids.
GCGGCGGCACCGCGGGCGCAGGGAGAAGGGACGCACCCAGCCGGACCUUUAAACUCCCGGCGGCGGCAGAACUACACUUCCCAGCGUGUCGCGGGGCGGCCGCCCGUUCCCUGGCGCAGGCGCGCUGUGGCGGGUGGGUGGUGGUGACGGGCCGGCGCUUACCUCACAGAGGCUGCGCUGCGUGUCUCUCCCCGGCAGCGCGGCGGCCUGGGCCGCGCAGCUUCUGCGUGCGGCUCCGUCCUGCCUCGGCGAGCGGCCGUCCGCUUCGUGCCCGCCUGUGGAAGGAGGGGCAGCGCCGCGGGACGGUGGUUUCGCUGCCUUUCCUCUCGCUUCCCUUUCUCCACCUCCACGCGUGUGACGCGCGGCUUUGUCGUCGCCGGGGCCGCCUUUGUCAGGCUCCGGGCCUUCAGCUAGGCCCGCUCUUCCUCCCGGGAGCCAUGUCCGAGCAGACGGGCUUGGCCCUGCCGCAGUCCAUGGACAGAAGCUGCUGGGUUUGUUUUGCUACUGAUGAAGAUGAUCGGACAGCAGAGUGGGUGAGACCUUGCAGGUGCAGGGGCUCCACAAAAUGGGUUCAUCAGACUUGCCUGCAGCGCUGGGUGGAUGAAAAGCAAAGAGGAAACAGUACUGCUAGAGUUGCUUGUCCUCAGUGCAAUGCAGAAUAUUUAAUAGUAUUUCCGAAGCUAGGUCCAGUUGUUUACGUUUUGGAUCUUGCAGAUCGACUGAUCUCAAAGGCAUGUCCAUUUGCUGCAGCUGGAAUAAUGGUGGGCUCUAUAUACUGGACAGCUGUAACAUAUGGAGCUGUGACAGUGAUGCAGGUUGUGGGUCACAAAGAAGGUCUUGAUGUCAUGGAGAGAGCUGAUCCUUUAUUUCUUUUGAUUGGACUUCCCACUAUCCCAGUCAUGCUAAUACUGGGCAAGAUGAUUCGUUGGGAGGACUAUGUGCUCAGACUGUGGCGCAAAUACUCUAAUAAGCUACAAAUUUUGAACAGCAUAUUUCCAGGCAUUGGAUGUCCUGUUCCUCGUAUUCCAGCAGAGGCCAACCCUUUGGCAGAUCAUGUCUCUGCUACACGUAUUCUAUGUGGAGCUCUAGUUUUCCCUACUAUUGCCACAAUAGUUGGCAAGCUGAUGUUCAGCAGUGUUAACUCCAAUUUACAACGGACAAUCUUGGGUGGAAUUGCUUUUGUUGCUAUAAAAGGAGCUUUUAAGGUUUACUUCAAACAGCAGCAAUAUCUGCGUCAAGCUCACCGCAAAAUUUUAAAUUACCCUGAGCAAGAAGGAGCGUAAUGCUGUGAUCUCUGGAGCUCGGACACUCUCACCAAGCAGGUUUCCAUGUUGUGUUGGUUCCAUCUUAUUGCACACUAGUGGAGAAUUGUGAUAAGUCGCUGCUCCUAUUUUUAUUUUUUUUUUCCUUUAAAUCUAAUAAAGCACUGUCUUGUGGCAGGGUAAAUCCUUUCAGCAACCAUCAAACCUAAGAAUGUGACCUGGCUUUCCUUAUUUUGGGGUAUUUCUGUUGGGCAACAAGCUUCUGAAUUACUUUGAGCCAAUAUGCUGAAUGGAAAAAGAAAAAGCAUAAACUACAGAGCAAGAACAUUUUGUGUAGUUAAUGUAGUCUAUAUCCAAAUGCCUUUUCUGUACGUUUGUGCUCAUACCCACACUAUCAUCCAGUUCAGCAUUUCACACAAUGAAGGGAUUUUUAUUUUGUUUUUUUAGAAAGGAAAUGUGAGUCAUUACCAAGGAGAAGUAAUUGUGGGACAUCAGUCAAUAAAGAUUUCCUUGGUUUUUGCUGGUAGCAAACAAGGAGUGUAAAAUGCUCAAAGGACUGGUUAGAGAAAGCGGAAGACAGAUCACUCUCUCCAGGACUUGUGUGUCAGCUUUAGCCACCUAAGUAGUAGGUGUUGAAAUCAGCAUGGCUUCCAGGUGACUGCUUUAUUACUGGUAAUUUUUACUGUCCUGUUGUAUCUUCUGCAGUGCCUAGUGUUAUUUUCUCAUGGCUCUUUUACUGGUUUGUGACUGGUGCUGGAUAGCAUAUUUUUUUUCCUCCACCAUAAACUAAUUACAUGGGGGGAAAUAAAUUUCAGUUGCUUAUUUUGUAGCAAAGUAUUUGAGCACUUGUUUAGUUUUCAUGUCCCUUUUGAUUAUGUAAAUAUCCAUACCAUACAAAGAGCAGAAGUGUGAGGAAACAACAUUGGACACUAAAGCUACAUUAAAACUGACAGAUUAGGACAUCCUUCUGAACUUCCAGACCUGAGUGUAUAACUCAGCUCUGUACCAGGACUGGGUUCUCUUCUGCCCACACCAGCCCCAGUGGAACAACUGGCUGGAAGGGGCGACACUACGCUUUGGGUACCUCAUCUGAGCAUGGUACACACCAGUGGGCUCGACACUCAAGACACCUUGGCUCGCUUCUGGAAAGGACUAAAGGAUAAAUCUUAAAUGUAUAAUAAACUAAGUUUAUUUAUAAAGUAAGCUUUACUGUUGCAAUAUGUUCCAAGUAGCCAGCUGAGGGAGACACUAGCACUUCAGUUAUCUGAUGUAUUUAUAAACUUAAUUUCAACAGAAAUUAACUGUUUUGUGAAGUUAUAUUUUGACAAAUGUAAUACAGCCAGUUAAUAUUCAUACCAGACCUAACCUAGCUUUAGUACUUGAAGUUUUUUCUUAACAACAAUUUGUUAUUCUCAAUGUUGGUGGUUGUUUAGGCUUUUCUUUUUCCUUGCUCAUAUUAGUGCAUCAAAUGCAUGGAGAAAGGUUUAAAAAAACUCUUUUAGUGGAAGUAUUCAUAAGUAACUAUUUCUUUUCACCAGAAAUGAAGUAAACGCAGAAUGAACUUCGUAUUUGACUGCAAUAACGUAUGUUAGAGAAAUUCAAAAUAUGGUACCUUUUCUAUAGUAUCUUUAUCUUAAUUACUGAGAUGUAAUAUUUUAGAACUGUACAAAAGUGUAUAUAUUGGCCAAGUAGUAUUCAAAAACUAUACAGGUAUUGAAAAUUAUAAAUUCAAUCAGUACCAAAUACUUUUGAGGUUCUUGCUGUAGCUGAAGAACUACUAUAAUCUUGUAAGUCUGCUGAUUAUCUUUGAGUGGGCUCACUUUUAUAUAAAACUCUAAACAGUCACAACCUCUAAUGGUUGCUGCUUUCUGUAAGAUAGUCUGAAACAAUGUCAUAUGUAUUUCUUACAGAAUUCCUCAUUUCGAGAAAACAGCUUUUCAGUGGUCUUCACUGUAUAUAUUUCCAAGCAAUUUAUUACUGUUUUAUAAAGUUUCAUUAAUUGAAUGAUGCAAAUUAGCAGGUUUGAAACUUGUUCCAUGGGAAAGCUCAAUGUCUCCUUGGGAAGUUAAAGCUCUUGUAAAAAUGCAAUUAUAAAAAUACUGUAUGGACUACAAAAUGAUUUCACCUGAGUGCCAGAAGGUCAUUAUUCUGUUGUAAAUCUUGUUUUUAAGUAUUGCAAAUUAUAGUUAUGUUGAAUUAGGUUGAAUAAAUAUUUUUUACACUC